Messenger RNA from Caenorhabditis remanei, 552 nucleotides. RefSeq lists its product as uncharacterized. Gene Ontology annotation, biological process: cellular response to hypoxia; endoplasmic reticulum unfolded protein response; negative regulation of hypoxia-induced intrinsic apoptotic signaling pathway. The record is from RefSeq and is a predicted model, not a curated record. Gene Ontology annotation, molecular function: ATP-dependent protein folding chaperone; ATP binding. NCBI's taxonomy places the organism in Eukaryota, Metazoa, Nematoda, Chromadorea, Rhabditida, Rhabditidae. Bases 1 to 552 code for a protein of 183 amino acids. The transcript has 4 exons. Gene Ontology annotation, cellular component: endoplasmic reticulum chaperone complex.
AUGCUCACGAUAGGUACACGUCAGCAUAACUUUAAUGCUCUUAUUCUUACUAUGAAAUCGAUCAUCCUUGGGCCUCUAGGGCUUCUGGUAGCAUUUUGCUGCUUCUACCAACCUGCAGAUGCUGCUCUGGCCGCAAUGUCAAUCGAUUUGGGAAGUCAAUUCAUCAAAAUUGGACUGGUGAAACCUGGAGUGCCUAUGGAUAUUGUGUUGAACAAGGAGUCGAGAAGAAAAACACCAAAUGUCAUCUCUUUCAAAAACGAUGAACGAUUCUUCGCAGAGGCAGCCGCCGCCAUGUCAUCGUCCCAUCCUCAAUCAACCUACAACUUCUUGCUUUCACUAAUUGCUCGCAAGGAAGGAGAUGAUGCUUUUACCACUUUCAAGAAGACGUUCCCAUUCACCGCUUUUGAAUUCGACGAUGUUAGAAAGACUGUCAUCUUCCCGUACAAGGAAGAGAAAUACAACGUGGAAACUCUUUUGGCAAUGAUUCUGUGGAACGCAAAGAAGGUCACCGAAGCCUACGCCGAUCAAACCGUGAAAGUGAGUUUUAUUUGA